Paramecium pentaurelia is the source of this 1377-nucleotide messenger RNA. Lineage: Eukaryota; Ciliophora; Oligohymenophorea; Peniculida; Parameciidae. The record is from the annotation of a GenBank genome assembly.
AUGUUAAAGUUUUAUUGUUUUUUCAGCAUAGCCAUUACCUUAGGAGCAAUUUACAACUCUUUUAAUGUUCAUAAACAAGUUUAUCCAUCAGUGUUAUAUUUGAGCACAAAUAAAAUAAAUAGAACAAUAUUAGUAAAUUUUGCUAUUAUGAUUGUUUCCACAUUGAUAAUGAUAUUUUUAAAAAUAAUGUUUGGAGAAUUAAAGGAAAUAGAAAAAAUUGUAUUAGUUUAUAUAUAAUAUAUAAUAGGCUGUUAUAGAUAAAACAAAGAGGAAAAUAUUAGAAGUAGCUUAUUUAUUAUUCUUUUUUUAUUAAUCAUUAGAUUGGUAAUUCAUAUGUAAAAAAAUAAAAUAAAUAUUCUAGUUUUAAUGCUUUGGUUAAUAGCAUUAUCAAUAAUUCAUUGGAUAUCUAUAAAGAGAGCUGGGUUUUUGAUUGCAGAAUCUUAAAUAAAAUUUAGUGACAAUAUAAAAUUAUUAGUAACAUUUAUUGUACUAUUUUAUAUUGAUAUAAAAGUAAUAAAUUAAAAAUAUUUUAGUUAGAUAAGUCUCUAUUUUUUUUAUGGAACAGAAGAGAAAUUUUAAAAUAUGUUAUUUGGUUUUGAAUUUAUGCUUUUGCCAAUUAGAAUUGCUUUACCAUUUAUAAAAUAUGUAAUCAAUUUAUUUGAAAUUUAAACUCUUUCAUAAUUUGAUUCUAAACAAAUUAUAUUUUCUGGAUUAGAAGUAUUAUCAACAAUUUUGAAAUUAUGGGUUUAAAUUAUGUUAUUUUAAUAUGUUUUGAAUACAUAAGGAUUUUUAUUGAUUUUAUUUGUUGAUACUUUUGAAAAUGCAUUUGCUAUGCUUAAAAAAUUAAAAGCAUUUUAUAAUUAGGUUAAACUAGUUAGAAUGAUAGAAAAGAUUUAAGAUGUAGAAAAAAUAGAAUCUCAUGAUUCAACAUGUUUAAUUUGUCUUAAUGAAUUAGAAAAUGGUAAAUAAUUAUCAUGUGGACAUAUUUAUCAUAAAAGUUGUUUAAAAACAUGGAUUUCAGGUAAUUCAAAUCAAUUUUGUCCUAAAUGCAAAUAGGCAAUCAAAUUAGAUGAUACUACUAAAGUAUCUUUAACUGAUAAUUAAACUUAAAAAUUGAAAAAAUAAAUAUUAUUAUAAGAAUUAAGGGAAAUUAAAAGCAAUAUAUAACUUUUACAGAUUUUAAAUUAAUGUCGAAAUAUUUAAAAUAAUGUAUAGAAUACAUAAGGUAUUGGAAGUGUUUAGUAUUCAUUACCAUGUGAAGCUUUACAAUAUUCUUCUGGAGUAACUGAAAUAAAAAGACUCUAAAUUAAUUAUAUGAAUAAAAUUAUGAGAGGUAUAGAGAAAGGUAUCAUUGAAAAUCAUUUAUUACCAAAAUGA